ACAUGAUGUGAUAGAGUGCAGUUAGGUAAUUCAUUCCUGUUGUUUAGUUUAUUUACGUCCUGUUGAGAAUUUUUAUACCCCGGUCAUCAGAUGGGAUGUAUUAUGUUAUGGUACUGUCUGUUUGUUCGUCUGUCUGGCUGUCUAUUCAUCAGAUCUGAGGUUGGUGCUUUAAAUGCCUGUUUUCUGGCCAAGAGGAAUUUCAUUGUUGAUGUUUAUGAGAAGAGAGAUGAUAUCAGGAAAGCUGAACAUGUGAAAGGGCGGAGCAUCAACUUGGCUCUCUCCACACGGGGUCGCACAGCAUUACGAAUGGUGGGAUUAGAAGAUGUAGUCUUGAAAAAUGGUAUACCUAUGCAUGCUAGAUUAAUUCAUGGAGUGGAUGGAUCGAGAAGUCCAAUUUUGUAUGGCAAGGAAGACCAGUACAUCAUGUCAGUGGAUAGAAGGAGACUGAAUGAAGUACUUCUCUCAGCUGCAGAAGCAAGCCCUGAUGUAACCUGCCAUUUUGAACACAAACUUGCAACAUGCAAUUUUACAACUGGUGAACUGGAGUUUAUAAACAAUGAAGGAAAAAGAGUCAAGAACAAGGUGGACCUUAUUGUGGGCAAUGAUGGAGCAUUUUCUGCAGUUCGAAAAGAAAUGAUGAAGGCCACAUUAUUAGAUUUCCAACAGGAGUACAUCCCUCAUGGUUAUAUGGAAUUGACUAUCCCACCUUCUCCCAAAGAUGAGUUUCAGAUGGAGGUGAACUACUUGCACAUUUGGCCCAGGAAUGAGUUUAUGAUGAUAGCUCUGCCUAAUCUGGAUAAAUCAUUUACCUGCACUCUUUUCAUGCCUUUUGAUGUAUUUGCCAGUAUUAAAACUAAGGAGGAUCUUAUGAAUUUCUUCAAAGACAAAUUUCCUGAUUCCAUUCCACUGAUUGGAGAGAAUGCUCUGAAGCAGGUCUAUUUGUCUAGUAAACCUCUGCCUAUGGUGUCUAUAAAGUGCUCGCCUUACAAUGUGAAAGAUAAGGGUGUGAUCAUGGGGGAUGCAGCACAUGCCAUGGUGCCUUUUUACGGACAGGGAAUGAAUGCUGGAUUUGAAGACUGUAUUGUGUUGAAUGAGAUGCUGGACAAAUACAAUAAUGACUUCUCCAAAGCUCUGCCAGCCUAUUCAGAAUAUAGAAAAGUGGAUGAUCAUGCCAUCUGUGAUCUGGCCAUGUACAACUAUAUUGAGAUGAGGGAGUCCGUGAACUCCAGAUUAUUCAUUAUGAGGAAGAAGUUAGACAAUUUAUUGUUCUCCAUCUUCCCCAAUACAUGGAUACCUUUGUACACCAUGGUCGCCUUCUCCAGAAUUCGCUACCAUCAGUGUAUAGCCAGGAGGAAGCACCAAGAUGAGAAUGACAUGGAUAUACACUCGUCAUCACAGAAUGACAUGGAUAUACACUCGUUAUCACAGAAUGACAUGGAUAUACACUCGUCAUCACAGAAUGACGUGGAUAUACACUCGUUAUCACAGAAUGACGUGGAUAUACACUCGUCAUCACAGAAUGACGUGGAUAUACACUCGUUAUCACAGAAUGACGUGGAUAUACACUCGUUAUCACAGAAUGACGUGGAUAUACACUCGUCAUCACAGAAUGACAUGGAUAUACACUCGUCAUCACAGAAUGACAUGGAUAUACACUCGUUGGAUUUUGCUAUGGUAUUGACAAAGAUUCUGCAGUUUGGUGGAGUGUUUUUGUUCAGUGCCAUCACAGUUUCAGCCAUGCAGAUUUUCUACCAGAAAGGUCCUUCAAUCCAUAGCCUAAAGGAUAGUGCCAUAGAAUUAUGGGGUCAUAUUUUUAACACUGGAAAUACCACAUACUCAUAAUACAUUACCAUUUCAUGUGGCUGUGAAGUGCUUGAAGGAUUUGAUCAUUUUGUACCUUUCAAACAUGUGUCUGCAAGGAAUGAUGAUUGCAGUAUAGAUAUGUCUCUAAGGCACUGACUCAGAAUUUGCAGUGUGGAGUGGGCAGGCAGGAGGCCUUUAGUGGAAAUUUUGAUUGGCUCAAUGUGUAUUAAAAUUAUGCUACCAGAGGAGAAGACUUUAUUUACUAAUGCUGUAUAUUAAAAGAAAUCAUUUAAACAGAAAACUAUUAAAUCUUCCAAACAAAGUUUGGAGACCUGUUGUU
This is a messenger RNA of Ostrea edulis (European flat oyster), 2143 nucleotides long. Its product is annotated as kynurenine 3-monooxygenase-like. The record is from RefSeq and is a predicted model, not a curated record. Gene Ontology annotation, biological process: L-tryptophan catabolic process; NAD+ metabolic process; quinolinate biosynthetic process. Gene Ontology annotation, molecular function: kynurenine 3-monooxygenase activity; FAD binding; NAD(P)H oxidase H2O2-forming activity. Bases 91 to 1842 code for a protein of 583 amino acids. The transcript is spliced from 15 exons. Gene Ontology annotation, cellular component: mitochondrial outer membrane. NCBI's taxonomy places the organism in Eukaryota, Metazoa, Mollusca, Bivalvia, Ostreida, Ostreidae.